CUUCACCAGAAGGCCAACGGUUAAGCUAAUGAGGUGCGAAUCCAGCCGGCAAAAGAUUCUCGGGAUGCAUUUUGGAAGUAUUAUCAUGUUUUCAAUCUCUAGAUAGUUUCUUCUAUUUAUUGGUCGAUCAAAGAGUUAACACUUCCAAGGACUGUGUUUUGUGAUUUGAGAUCGUAUCAUACGACAAUGGCAGGUCAGCCUGCAACUGGAUCAGUCCACGACUUAAUCGUUAAGGAUGCCAAGGGAAGUGAUGUUGAUCUCAGCAAGUUCAAGGGGAAAGUCCUGUUGAUUGUUAAUGUUGCAUCUGAAUGUGGCUUAACCAAUUCGAAUUACACAGAGCUGAGUCAGUUGUAUGAGAAGUAUAAGGAUCAAGGCUUGGAAAUUCUAGCAUUCCCAUGCAAUCAGUUUGGAGCUCAGGAGCCAGGGAGCAAUGAGCAGAUUGUAGAGUUUGCUUGCACUCGCUUUAAGGCUGAGUUUCCCAUUUUUGACAAGAUUGAAGUAAAUGGUGAAAAUUCAUCUCCAUUGUACAAAUUCUUGAAGUCAGGCAAUUAUGGGAUCUUUAAGGAUGAUAUUCAGUGGAACUUCGCCAAGUUUUUGGUUGAUAAAAACGGAAAAGUUGUUGGUCGCUAUUACCCUACUGCUUCUCCUCUAAGCCUUGAGCAUGACAUAAACAAGCUGUUGGCUGUUGCCUGAGCAAUGAGACAUGAAAGCUUGAGCUUGAUCUGGGUCUUGUGGAACUUGAGCGUUUGAGAUAUGCGAGUCUAUAUGCCCUCUCUGUGGAACUAUGUGAUGUGAUUUGUUUAAUAAUCAAGUUCCAGUCAUUUGGUGUGGCGUUUUCUUAGUUCUUAUGUAGUUUGCAAAGCACGAAUGGCAUUCACAAUCUCUA
Messenger RNA from Tripterygium wilfordii, 886 nucleotides. Its product is annotated as probable phospholipid hydroperoxide glutathione peroxidase. Bases 187 to 693 code for a protein of 168 amino acids. Gene Ontology annotation, biological process: response to oxidative stress. Lineage: Eukaryota; Viridiplantae; Streptophyta; Magnoliopsida; Celastrales; Celastraceae. Gene Ontology annotation, molecular function: glutathione peroxidase activity. The record is from RefSeq and is a predicted model, not a curated record. The transcript has 6 exons.